UACAUGGACACAGGGAGGUUUGUGUUUAUUUAUGUGAGACAUUUCCAACACUAACCACAGCUGUAGAUAAUGACGGACAGACAGUGUUACAUGUGAGUUGUGAAUCAGGACACAGGGAGGUUUGUGUUUAUUUAUGUGAGACAUUUCCAGCACUAACCACAGCUGUAGACAAUAGAGGACGGACAGUGUUACAUGUGAGUUGUAUGUCAGGACACAGGGAGGUUUGUGUUUAUUUAUGCGAGACAUUUCCAGCACUAACCAAAGCUGUAGAUAAGGACGGACUGACAGUGUUACAUGUGAGUUGUGAAUCAAGACACAGGGAGGUUUGUGUUUAUUUAUGCGAGACAUUUCCAGCACUAACUACAGCUGUAGACAAUAGAGGACAGACAGUGUUACAUGUGAGUUGUGAAUCAGGACACAGGGAGGUUUGUGUUUAUUUAUGCGAGACAUUUCCAGCACUAACCACAGCUGUAAAUAAUGACGGACAGACAGUGUUACAUGUGAGUUGUGAAUCAGGACACAGGGAGGUUUGUGUUUAUUUAUGUGAGACAUUUCCAACACUAACCACAGCUGUAGAUAAGUACGGACACACAGUGUUACAUGUGAGUUGUAUGUUUGGACACAGGGAGGUUUGUGUUUAUUUAUGUGAGACAUUUCCAACACUAACCACAGCUGUAGAUGAUGACAGACUGACAGUGUUACAUGUGAGUUGUAUGUCAGGACAAAGGGAGGUUUGUGUUUAUUUAUGUGAGACAUUUCCAGCACUAACCACAGCUGUAGAUAAUGACGGACAGACAGUGUUACAUGCGAGUUGUAUGUUUGGACACAGGGAGGUUUGUGUUUAUUUAUGCGAGACAUUUCCAGCACUAACCACAGCUGUAGAUAAUGACGGACAGACAGUGUUACAUGCGAGUUGUCUACAUGGACACAGGGAGGUUUGUGUUUAUUUAUGUGAGACAUUUCCAGCACUAACCACAGCUGUAGAUUAUGACGGACUGACAGUGUUACAUGUGAGUUGUCUACAUGGACACAGGGAGGUUUGUGUUUAUUUAUGCGAGACAUUUCCAGCACUAACCAAAGCUGUAGAUAAGUACGGACAGACAGUGUUACAUAUGAGUUGUCUACAUGGACACAGGGAGGUUUGUGUUUAUUUAUGCGAGACAUUUCCAGCACUAACCAAAGCUGUAGAUAAGUACGGACAGACAGUGUUACAUAUGAGUUGUAUGUUAGGACACAGGGAGGUUUGUGUUUAUUUAUGCGAGACGUUUCCAGCACUAACAACAGCUGUAGGUAAGUACGGACAGACAGUGUUACAUGUGAGUUGUCUACAUGGACACAGGGAGGUUUGUGUUUAUUUAUGUCAGACAUUUCCAGCACUAACCACAGCUGUAGAUAAGUACGGACACACAGUUUUACAUGUGAGUUGUCUACAUGGACACAGGGAGGUUUGUGUUUAUUUAUGUGAGACAUUUCCAACACUAACCACAGCUGUAGAUAAUGAUGGACAGACAGUGUUACAUGUGAGUUGUGAAUCAGGACACAGGGAGGUUUGUGUUUAUUUAUGUGAGACAUUUCCAGCACUUACCACAGCUGUAGACAAUAGAGGACGGACAGUGUUACAUGUGAGUUGUAUGUCAGGACACAGGGAGGUUUGUGUUUAUUUAUGCGAGACAUUUCCAGCACUAACCACAGCUGUAGAUAAGGACGGACUGACAGUGUUACAUGUGAGUUGUGAAUCAGGACACAGGGAGGUUUGUGUUUAUUUAUGUGAGACAUUUCCAACACUAACCACAGCUGUAGAUUAUAGAGGACAGACAGUGUUACAUGUGAGUUGUAUGUUAGGACACAGGGAGGUUUGUGUUUAUUUAUGCGAGACAUUUCCAGCACUAACCACAGCUGUAGAUAAGUACGGACACACAGUGUUACAUGUGAGUUGUAUGUUUGGACACAGGGAGGUUUGUGUUUAUUUAUGUGAGACAUUUCCAACACUAACCACAGCUGUAGAUGAUGACAGACUGACAGUGUUACAUGUGAGUUGUAUGUCAGGACAAAGGGAGGUUUGUGUUUAUUUAUGUGAGACAUUUCCAGCACUAACCACAGCUGUAGAUAAUGAUGGACAGACAGUGUUACAUGUGAGUUGUAUGUUAGGACACGGGGAGGUUUGUGUUUAUUUAUGUGAGACAUUUCCAGCACUAACCACAGCUGUAGACAAUAGAGGACAGACAGUGUUACAUGCGAGUUGUUUGUUUGGACACAGGGAGGUUUGUGUUUAUUUAUGCGAGACAUUUCCAGCACUUACCACAGCUGUAGAUAAUGAUGGACAGACAGUGUUAUAUGCGAGUUGUAUGUUUGGACACAGGGAGGUUUGUGUUUAUUUAUGCGAGACAUUUCCAGCACUAGCCACAGCUGUAGAUAAGUACGGACACACAGUGUUACAUGUGAGUUGUCUACAUGGACACAGGGAGGUUUGUGUUUAUUUAUGUGAGACAUUUCCAGUACUAACCACAGCUGUAGAUAAUGACGGACUGACAGUGUUACACGUGAGUUGUCUACAUGGACACAGGGAGGUUUGUGUUUAUUUAUGCGAGACAUUUCCAGCACUAACCAAAGCUGUAGAUAAGUACGGACAGACAGUGUUACAUAUGAGUUGUAUGUUAGGACACAGGGAGGUUUGUGUUUAUUUAUGCGAGACGUUUCCAGCACUAACAACAGCUGUAGGUAAGUACGGACAGACAGUGUUACAUGUGAGUUGUCUACAUGGACACAGGGAGGUUUGUGUUUAUUUAUGUCAGACAUUUCCAGCACUAACCACAGCUGUAGAUAAGUACGGACACACAGUGUUACAAGUGAGUUGUCUACAUGGACACAGGGAGGUUUGUGUUUAUUUAUGUGAGACAUUUCCAGCACUAACCACAGCUGUAGAUAAUAGAGGACGGACAGUGUUACAUGUGAGUUGUCUACAUGGACACAGGGAGGUUUGUGUUUAUUUAUGCGAGACAUUUCAGCACUAACCACAGCUGUAGAUAAUGGCGGCCGUCAUUGCCUACAUUAUAUAGCUAAGAAUACAUCAGAUGUAGACAUGUUCACCGAGUGUGAAUCACAUGUAAAACAAUACAUAGAAUCAUCAGGAGGUGAGUAUGACAUCACAACAAUACUGGACAGGGAGGGCAAAUCUGUUUUAGACACAGCAAAG
This is a messenger RNA of Pecten maximus, 3193 nucleotides long. RefSeq names its product serine/threonine-protein phosphatase 6 regulatory ankyrin repeat subunit A-like. Gene Ontology annotation, molecular function: protein binding. The transcript has a single exon. Bases 204 to 3011 code for a protein of 935 amino acids. The record is from RefSeq and is a predicted model, not a curated record. Lineage: Eukaryota; Metazoa; Mollusca; Bivalvia; Pectinida; Pectinidae.